Komagataella phaffii GS115 is the source of this 885-nucleotide messenger RNA. RefSeq lists its product as hypothetical. Lineage: Eukaryota; Fungi; Ascomycota; Pichiomycetes; Pichiales; Pichiaceae. The record is from RefSeq and is a predicted model, not a curated record. The coding region runs from base 1 to 885 and encodes 294 amino acids. The transcript has a single exon.
AUGAGAAGCGUAGGUAUUGCUUUAAUUUGCCUAGGAAUGGUGGGAGCACUUGCACAUGAUGAUUCAAGAGACAGUCCAACACUACCCAAAAGUAUCACUCCUCAGCAAGUGCAGAUGGAUCUUCAAAGAUUGGAACAAUUGACUGAUGAGCAACUUGACCAAUUGGAAGAGUACUUCUCCAUUAAUCAGGCGUCUUCCCCUGGAUUUGGGUAUAUUGGGGAUGAGGAUAUCACAGCUGGUCUGGCAGAUGAGGAGUUGGGAAACACCGUAUCAGCUUCAAGUUCCGAUAUUGGCGUUGACAGCACGGAGACUAUAGCGCCCGGUGAUAUUGAUCCCGCAAAAACAGCACCCGAUAGGGCAGAUUCAAUCGAUAACUUGGGAUUACCGUUCCCUUGGAAGAAAAAAAAGAAAGACGAUGACGAUUGUGACGAUGAUGAUGAUGGUGACGAAGGCGACAAUAGUGGUAAUGAUGCUGAAGGUUCUCGUAAUAAGGUCAUAAUUGUUACGUUUGGGCGAGAUGAGAACGCAACGCUUGCACGUAUUCAGCAAUUUCAAUCCCAUACUGCUAAGAGCAGUCUUAGUCAAGAAGGAUCCCCUACUAAAAAAGCGUUCCACUUCAAGGAAGGAACUGUAAUUCCACUUACAGCUGAAGACGGACUUCAAUUGGAGGCACUGAUAAACCUUCAUCAGGGGAAUACUAGUGCUGAAACUUCAAGUUUUGAUCAAUAUAGUAAUGGAGCAAAACCUAGACUGGGAGGCAUUCGUAACGGAUUUGGAAUUCGCAAACUUAGUCCCCAGUAUUCCAAUGCUGCUAAUAAACAAAGUGUUUCAGUUAGCGCAGUCGGAGCCACGGUUCUGGUCAUGUACAGUGUUUUGUUCGUGUAA